CAUUGUGAGGCUAAAUAUAAGGGCUGGACAUGCAGAUAAGUGAAAGUCAGAUACUGAUCUCGGGACUGAUAGGGUUAAUCAUGUUCUGAUGCUGUUGCUCUUGGUGUGAGAUUACGCCCCACAUCUCUAUAAAACAUCAGCUGAAUCUCUACUUGUAGACAUAUGACUGUAGGUCCCCAACUCAGCAGGCAGGCAAAGCUCCCAGAAGGCUGUGAUUUUGGGCUCCUGAGUGGCGCAGCGGUCUAAGGCUCUGCAUCUCAGUGCAAGAGGCGUCACGCAGUCCCUGGUUCAAAUUCAGGCUGCAUCACAUCCGGCUGUGAUUGGGCGGCGCACAAUUGGCCCAGCGUCGUCCAGGAUUGGCGGGGACUUUAGAAGACUGUUACAGCCCGUCCAUCUUUAGGUGGUGGGAUUCCCCUCCUGGUGGACUUAAAGUGAUGGAGAAGCCUGAUGAUGAGGGGUCACCAGGUGCAACAGGUGGUGAAGGGGAUGGAAGAGACGCCACACCAGUUCACAGCACUGGUACUCCUGAUGGCAUUGCAGCACUAGGAGCUAUGCUACAGGGCUUCAUGUUGGUUCAACAGCAGCAACAGCAGUCAAUGCAAACAAUGCAGCAACAGAUGCAGCAGCAGAUCAGCCAGCUACAGGAGGAGGUGCAGAACGGAAAGACAAAGCAACUGUGUGUUGUGACCCCUCUGCCAGCAGCAAACCCAGACACUUUGACAAGACCAGCUCCUCAGUCCCUAGGCCCACCAGAGGAGGUAUUAGCUGAACACCUUGACAAGAAGGAGGGGGAAGCAGAGAGGAAAUCGGAAGAGGUCCAACAGCCUUUGUCCAAAGCCAAUGAUGAGUCAAAACCAGAGACAGAUGGCUCCUCAGGAGGAAACAGAGAAACAACCAGAGGCCCAGCCGAGGUGUCAGGUCAACACGUUGUCAAAAAGGAGGAGGCAGAGAGGAAAUGUGAAGCGGAAGAACCAGUGCCAAAAGCCAUAGAUGAGCCAAAACCAGAAGAAGGUUCCUCAAGAGAAAACAUCAAAACAACCCAAGGAUCCUGUCUCAGGGAGCUGUUGUCAAUGACUGGACUAGAAGAUCAUUAUGAAAACAAGCUGACGUUAAGUACUGCCCUUGAGAUAAAUGACAAUACUACAUCAGAUGAACCUCUUACCACUAUGCAGUCACUUCCAGGUGCCUUCCUUAAGAAAUUAAUGAUGGCAAAUGUGAAUGCAAGGAGUGUGAAAUGUAUGUCCACUGACCAGGAGGUUUCCAAUUAUGGUGUAGACAACCUGUACACUGACACUGAUUCCAGCAAUGUCAUUAAUCCACUGGACCUGAUAACUGCCCUGUUUCUGUGCUCAGACGGUUUCCUGCAGCAGGAGACGGUCCAGAAAAUGUCAAUGUGUCAGUUUGCUGUUCCUCUUCUGCUGCCCAACUGUGACACAAAACAAAGCACAUUGAUGCUGUGGGCCUUGAGGGACAUAGUGAGGAAGUUUAGACCCUCUUCCCAAACGGCCACAAAUGCUUUUGUGGAGGACAGAAUUGUUGUCUCUGAUAUUCCUAUAGUGUCCUUUGUUAGGCUAGGAGAGAGCAGCUUAUCCAAGUCUCAGAUUUUGAACAAGUUGCUUAGUAACCCUCAACAGUACCAUGACACAUUUGUUCAUCAUGAUAUGGAAUGUGGCGAUGUCCCUCGUCAAAUCUCAGACGGACUGGUUGAAAUCAGCUGGUACUUUCCAUCUGGGAACAGAAACAUAGACAUGUUCACAGAGCCUGUGGCAGUGGCCAAUCUCAGAGGAGACAUCAAGUCCUUUGAAACACAGUUCUCCUUUCUGUGUCAAACAUCAGCUGCAGUUUACAUUUUCAUUGAUGAUUUUGAGGCAGAUUUCAAAGUUUUGGAAGGCAAAAUCACAAAAGCAGAGUUAUUUCUGGUUGUCAACUCUCAGAAAAAAACAUUCAGUGUGGACACAUUGACGAAAAUGAUCACAAACUGCCGUAUCAACCCAACAAAUGUGAUUGUGAAGAAGAAGCAGAAUGAUGCAGAAUUUGUCAAAACCCUGCAGUCAUCUGUGGGUGACGUCAUGGAAAAAAUAAAAAAUAGAUUGACAAUUGAAAACAUGGUUGAUGUGGCUCAUCAGUUUGGGAUUCUGGUUGAUGAAGACAGUGAUGAGUGUCAGAGUGCCAGGAAGACGGCAGAUGAAAUCACCAGGAACAUCAAAGAUACAAUUCAAUUCAAAGACAAACAGCUACCCUUACAGGGGCAAAUCUGGAAAGAGCUUUCCCAGUUAGAAAAAGAGAGGUGUAGACUGAGAAAUGCAGGGGAUCAAGACAUUGAACACUACAAGAGCUCUCUGAAUAAAAAGGAGGCAGAGCUGAGAAAGAAGCAAAAUAAAUGUGACAUGUCAGAUGCAAUGGCAAGCUUCAUUUACGGAAUGUCAAGAUCAGGACCUGAGCGAUCCUAUUUCCUCAAAUGGAUGCGGAUAAAUCUGGACAAUCUGUCACGCCAGAACCUGUCUGCUUUGCGGGACCGGUACAAAGAUCUUUGCCAAAAUUCUCCUGAGAAAAAAGACGAAAUUAAAGAUUUGGAUAAGCAAUUAUCUGACUGUUCCUUGGGUCUUGAACACUUCCUGCGUGAGUUGGGCCAGUUAUAUGAAGCUGCCUGCUCCCUCCCUGAGGACAGUCCUCAAAGGCAACAGAUGGAGCAUCUCCCUGGAUUGUGUGCUCAGAUGCUGUUGGAUGGUUUCCCCAUUGAGCUUGUGGAUGGAGAUGCAUCAAAUAUCCCUCUGAAAUGGAUAUCAGCUGUUCUGACUCAGCUUCAUACUCUUGUGGAAUCCAACAGCAAGAUCCGGGUGGUCACAGUUUUAGGGGUCCAAAGCACAGGGAAGUCCACGCUCCUCAACACCAUGUUUGGGGUCCAGUUUGCUGUCAGCAGUGGAAGAUGCACCAGAGGGGCCUUCAUGCUACUGAUUAAAGUCAAUAAAGAACUCAAGGAGGAGCUGAAAUGUGACUUCAUCAUGAUCAUUGACACAGAGGGGUUGAAAUCACCAGAGUUGGCUCAACUAGAUGAUAGCCAUGAACAUGACAAUGAACUGGCAACACUGGUGAUAGGACUCAGUGAUGUCACUAUCAUCAACAUCGCCAUGGAGAACUCCACAGAGAUGAAAGACAUUCUGCAGAUUGUUGUUCAUGCUUUUAUCAGGAUGAAGGAAGUGGGGAAGAAGCCAAUAUGUCAUUUUGUACACCAGAAUGUGUCAGACAUGUCUGCUCAUGACAACAACAUGAGGGACAGGAAGAAGUUGUUGGAACAGUUGAAUGAAAUGACCCUGGCAGCAGCCAGAAUGGAGAAGAAGGAGAAUAUCACCAAGUUCACUGAUGUGAUGGAGUAUGAUCCAGACACAAGCAGCUGCUACAUCCCAGGACUCUGGCAUGGGACUCCCCCUAUGGCUCCAGUAAAUGCUGGCUACAGUGAGGCUGUGUACAGCUUCAAGAAGACCUUGAUGAAAGAUUUCAGAAAUUGCCAGAGUAAUGACGACAUGACACAUUUCCUGAAGUGGACACAAAGCUUGUGGGAGUCUGUUAAAUUUGAGAAAUUCAUCUUCAGUUUCAGGAACAGCUUGGUUGCAGAUGCAUACUCCAGAUUAUGCUCUGAGUACAAUGGUUGGGAAUGGACCUUCCAGAAGGAGAUGUAUAAAUGGAUGGUGAGUGCUGAAACUAAAAUGUCCAAUAUUGUCAUGACAGAUCAACAUCCCCAGAGGUCCAUAAGAGAUGUGCUACAAGACUUAAUGAUAGAAGCAUCUGGGAAACUAUCAUUGGAAGAAAAGGAAAUCCAAGACAAUCUAGUAAAAUACUUUGAAAAAGAAGAUGGCCAUGUCAAUCUGGUGGAAAAAUACAAGGAGGACUUUGUGAAUAGUGCUAAAACACUGAGACGAGAGACAGAAAACACAGUUAGGAACAAACUGCAAGGAGCUGUUGAAAUCAAAGAGGGAAUGACAGAACUGAACAACAUCAAGAGCUCUCAGGCAAGUACAAUGGAAAAGAAGGUUCUGACUCUGUUACAGAAUUGUAGAAAGAAAGAAUCUGUUCUAUCAGAUGAGGAACUCAGUGAAGAGUUUGAAAACAUGUGGAAGAAAACUCUUUCUGAUAUACACUUCAAAGGACUCCCAAGAAGAGAUGUGGCUCAAGGUGCCUUCUUUAUGUUAAGUGGAAAUCUAUCAACAAGGGGUGGGCACGUCAAUAAGAUGUUGGUUGGAAACAACCUGGUGGAAUGUGGUAAAAAAGAAUUUGUUGUGAAAACUGGGGGUUUAAGGAAGCAAUUUGGGGACUUAGUUAAGCAAUUUGGUUUCAACUAUUUCAGUGAUAAACUACAAGAGUUUUGUGACAACAUCAUAACACAGUGUCAGUUGUUUAUAACACAGAAGGUGGGAAACAAAACAGAUUACCAUGAUACUUACAUCAAAGAGCUGCUGAACAAUAUUGAUGAAACAUUGCAACAAAACAAGAAUGUUAAAAUCAGUGAGGAAUGUGAGGUAACUCUGAAGCUACACAUCUGUGGCAGAGCAGCCAUAGAGUUUCAGAAGAUGCAUGAUGAUUUCAUUGAAGUUAAUGACCCAAGGAAGUGUCUGGAACAGUCUAAGAACAAGUACCUUACUGAGUUUAUAGACUUAUUUCACAACCAAGAUCAGUGCCAGAAGAAAGCUGAGGAGUUCUCAAAGCUCUUACAGCCAGCUGUACAGGACUAUGUGACCAAAAUGAUUGGUCCUGAUGUAGUUGAUGAAAUGAAGACAGGUAAAGGGUCACAGGAUUACAGCACAAAAUGGGCUUUCCAGUUCUCCAUUUUGAAACAACUCCUGACAGAUGGAAAAUAUGAUAAAUAUAAAAGCUACAUAAACCAUUAUGAAAAGUUUGUGAAGGACUGGCUGUUUGACCAGAUUGUCCAACAUCUGUCAAAGAACCGUAGUCUGGAGAAAUUGGAGAAGAAACAUCUUUCAGAGAUAGUCAAGAUGAUCACUGACGCAAUCUCUAACAUCAGGAAAACAACUGGCAUAAAACAUGUAAAUGAUGUCAAGACAUUCAUUCAGAACAUCUGCAGUGCCCUUAAAGAUAAGCUGGUUCUCAAGGAUGCUCUGGAUUCCAUCUUGAUUCUGAACACUGCAGACACAAAACAGUUUGCUGACUACCUCACAGAGUUUGUGAGAGAAAUGGAGCAGUCACUAGCAGUUACGUACGACAAGGGAAGUGAUAUCAAAGAUAGACUCAAAUCUCUGCCAUUCAAGCCACAGGACACGAUGUUCACCAAUCUGUUUGGCUGUGGAGAGCAAUGUCCUUUCUGCGGUGUACCCUGUGAUGCAGGGGGAAAGGAGCAUGACAAACACUUUUCAUCAAUUCAUCGUCCAAAAGGUCUAAAUAGUGUAAUGUUCAAACCUACAAAGAAGUUAGUAACUAACAUAUGUUCAUCUGAUGUGAAUAGUAAUUUAUUAUUCAUCCACCCCCUGGUGACGGGAGAGGAUGGUCAUCCCUACAAGGACUACCAGAAAUAUUACCCUUACUGGAUCAUACCUGGAGAUUCCAGCAUUAAGGCUUCAGACUACUGGAAGUAUGUGAUGGCCACAUUCAAUGAGAAAAUCGCUAAAGACAGAGACUCAACACUUCCUGCUGAUAUCCCAGAAGACUGGAAGGCAUUAACAACUGAUGAUGCAAUGAAGAGCUUGAAAGAGUCUUUCAACAUGAAAUAAAGUGGAUUACUACUGUAUAUAAUGACUCCUGUUAACCAACAUGUUAACAUAUAACUGAAUAUUAGAAGACUUGACAACCAGAAAUAACUCUCAUGACGUGGAUAUAUCACAGAAUCAAAAUAUAUGGAGGUAGUUGCCCAGACAAGAGUUGUUGAAAUAAUGUGCACAUCCGGAAAUACACAACUGGAUCACAGAAAGUCAUAUUUACAAAUACAUUCAUAAACUAUAUAACCUUUUAGCAAUUUACAGAUCUGGGUUUUCAUCCUAAUGUAAGUUUUAUUGUGAAAAAAAUGCAUUUCUUGUUUCAAAUAGAGGUAUUACACAUUCAUUAUACUUUCAAUAAUUUACUUAAUCAAAAAUUAAUACUAAGAAGAUUUAAAACAUGUUUUAUUGGGCCACACCUUAAUAGUGAUUUGUUCAAUGACGUGGCCGGUUCUGAAGGUAUUUCCCAAUGUUCAAA
Molecule: messenger RNA, 6180 nt
Organism: Salmo salar (Atlantic salmon)
Lineage: Eukaryota; Metazoa; Chordata; Actinopteri; Salmoniformes; Salmonidae
Source: RefSeq, a predicted model, not a curated record